Messenger RNA from Eurytemora carolleeae, 2984 nucleotides. RefSeq names its product N-acetylgalactosaminyltransferase 7. The record is from RefSeq and is a predicted model, not a curated record. The transcript is spliced from 21 exons. The coding region runs from base 482 to 2290 and encodes 602 amino acids. Gene Ontology annotation, cellular component: Golgi apparatus. Lineage: Eukaryota; Metazoa; Arthropoda; Copepoda; Calanoida; Temoridae.
UAUUCCAGAUAACAAUGUAACUGGCUGUAGCUAAACUGCGAAAGCUGUACACCCUACAGUGUAAAACAAAAACUGUACACCCUACAGUGUAAAACAAAAACUGUACACCCUACAGUGUAAAACAAAAACUGUACACCGUACAGUGUAAAACAAAAACUGUACAACGUACAGUGUAAAACAAAAACUGCACACAGUACAGUGUAAAACAAAAACUGUACACCGUACAUAUAAAUGCAAAGACGUUUAAAAAAAUGGAAAUAAAAAAUGAAAGUGCACUAAAAAAUAGUGAAAAGAAAAUGUGAUGCGUGAUGUAAUCUGUGAAACAAACUUUUGACACUACAUUUUCAACCCCAAUGUACAUUGCACAGUGAACAAAUAUAAAGCGGUACAUAGCGGUACAUUUUGUGGAAUUAAAUUGUGAAUUUAUUUAAUGUCUACACUGCACAGCUGACUGAAUAAUUGCACCAUGUAUCAAUAAAAAAUGGCAGUUUGUAGAAGAACUAGACUUAUUAAACUAAUCAUACUAUCCAGUAUUCUGCUGGGGGUUCUGUACCUCCUCCUCCCUGAUGAACUGACCGGCCUUCUUCAGAAGUUUACUCCGCCCCCAACCAAACUAAAUGUAAACAAACAAAAUGUAAACAAACAACAGGCUCAACAAAAUAUUGCUAGAAGACAACGGUCUGAGCAUGAACCUUAUCUUACACCGGGAAACCCAGGAAAUUUCGAACCCCUCAGGGAUGAGGAGGAGGAGGGUCCUGGGGAGAACGGAGAACCCUACCAUCUUGAACCUGAACUAUCAGACCAAGUAGAUAACUCAAUCAAUGAUUAUGGGAUGAAUAUGGUUGCCAGUAACCUAAUAUCCUUGGAUAGAACUAUCCCUGAUACAAGGUUAGCUGAAUGUAAGAACUGGCAUUAUCCAACCCAGCUCCCUAAAGCCUCUGUAGUUAUCGUCUUCCAUAACGAGGGAAGAUCUGUGCUGAUGAGGACAGUUCACAGUAUUAUAAACAGAACACCUUCCCAGUUUCUAGAGGAAAUUCUUCUUGUGGAUGAUUUCUCUGAUCGGAAUGAGUUAGGAGAGGGUCUUCAAAACUAUCUCAGAAUAUUUAGAGGAGUAGUUAGAUUGAUCCGGAACGAGGAGCGUGCAGGGUUGAUCAGAUCUCGAACCCGAGGUGCUGAGGAGGCUCAUGGGGCUGUUCUCGUCUUUCUAGAUGCACACUGCGAAGUAAACAGGAACUGGUUACCUCCUCUCCUAGCUCCGAUAUACAGGAACUAUACUACUCUAACAGUUCCUAUUAUUGACGGGAUAGAUCAUGAAACAUUUGAGUAUAAAUCUGUCUACUCAGGGAGUCAACACUUCCGAGGUAUCUUUGAAUGGGGUAUGCUCUAUAAGGAGACUGAACUGCCUGAAAUAGAGGCAAAGAAAAGAGAACAUGAGAGUCAACCCUAUCCUUCCCCCACACAUGCUGGAGGUCUUUUUGCUAUUAAUAGGGACUAUUUCCUGAGUUUGGGUGGGUAUGAUCCCGGAUUGCUGGUGUGGGGAGGAGAAAACUUUGAACUGUCCUUUAAAGUUUGGCAGUGUGGAGGAUCCGUACAGUGGGUUCCCUGCUCCCGGGUCGGCCAUGUUUACAGGGCCUUCAUGCCAUAUGGAUUUGGAAAACUGACUGAGGGUCGGAAGGGACCAAUUAUUACAAUAAAUUAUAAACGUGUUGUUGAAACAUGGAUGGAUGAUCAAUAUAAACAGUUCUUUUAUACCAGAGAGCCCUUGGCAAAAUUUGCAGAUAUGGGAGAUAUCUCAAAACAAUUAGAGUUAAAGAAGAAUUUGGAGUGUAAAUCCUUUGAUUGGUUUAUAAACAAUAUUGCUCCUGAUAUGCUCCACAAGUAUCCUAAACUUCCAAAAAAUGUAGCGGAGGGAUCUUUAUUGAAUAAGGGUUUAAAAUAUUGUUUGGAUCCGUUGGGCAGAGAAGCACCAGCAGUUAUAGGUAAUACUUCAUUCUUCCUAUCUCAUCCUUCAUAUUCUGGGAAUAAUCAACUAGUAAGACUAAAUGAAGAAGGUCAGCUAGGUUUGGGAGAAAGAUGUAUAGAUGCAACAGAACAUAGCGCCAAACUCAUCGUUUGUCCAAUGGGAUCUGUAUCAGGUCCAUGGAAAUAUGUAGACUCUACUCUACAACACUCAAAAUAUAACAAAUGCUUAGCGAUAAGUUCCAAUGGAGAAAAUUUGAUUCUGAAGACAUGUAAGGUUGAUACAACCAUGCAGUGGACUUUCAUGCCGGUCAAACCAAGCUGGGCAUAGGUCAACUUGGUCAAGUCAACCUGGGCAUAGGUCACCUCGGUCAAACUUAGCUGGGCCUAGGUCAAAUCGGUCAUAUAGUUCCCAUUAAAGCUGGUCAAACCAGGGAAUUGGCCCCUCUCAGCUGGACAAUAAAAGGCCCACCCGGUCAUUUAAGUUUGCCAGACCACAGUCCACCUUGCAAGUCAAACCAAGCUGCGGGCAUAGGCCCCUGCACCUAGUCCUUCAUGUCGAUCAAACCAAUCUAGGCAUUGGCCCCUGCACCUAGUCCUUCAUCUCGGUCGAACCAAGAAGGGCAUAGGCCCCCGCACCUAGUCCUUCAUGUCGGUCAAACAAAUCUGGGCAUAGGCCCCUGCACCUAGUCCUUCAUGUCGGUCAAACAAAGCUGGGCAAAGGUUCAUCCGGUCAUGUACUCCACUUUCAUGGCGGUGAACCUAUCUGCUGUUAUAUAACCGCAAUGCCAAACUGGGCAUGCAGAACCAUGCAUAUACCAUAUAUGAACCUAAAGUGCAUCAGCAUAUUUAUAAUAAUAUUUAUUAUUUAUAUUAAUAACUUCUAAACCAAAAAUUACAGUUUUUAAAUAAGAAAAGUUUUGUUUUAAGCAUGAAAUAAUAUAGCUUGAAUUCUAAAAUUGUAUUUUUUGUGAUUUCAUAUUAAUGUGUAAUAUGUAAUAUAUGAAAAUAUAUAUAAAAUCAGA